Molecule: messenger RNA, 775 nt
Organism: Chinchilla lanigera (long-tailed chinchilla)
Lineage: Eukaryota; Metazoa; Chordata; Mammalia; Rodentia; Chinchillidae
Gene: Cldnd2
Product: claudin domain containing 2
Exons: 5
Coding region: 234-752 (172 amino acids)
Cellular component (GO): plasma membrane
Source: RefSeq, a predicted model, not a curated record
AAAAAAUACAAAGACUGAGGAUGUAGCUCAGUGAUAGAGCACUCUGGUUUGGGCUCUAUCUCCAGUACCGCAGUGGGCAGGGAGCUGCUGCUGUGUGUGUGUUUAUCCCUUUAAAAGCUGCUGAGGGAGGGGUUCUAGAACUUCUGAAGGUCUCACAAAGCCCCAGUCUCCCUCCCCCUACCCCUUCGGACUCUGAAUCUUAGAAGCUCUGGGGAGCUGGCAGCCUGCCUAGCAUGGGAGUGAAGCGGACCCUUCAGGGCUGGGGCACUUUGCUCAGCUUCCUGGCCAAUGUCUUCACGAUCCUGUCCACGGUAACCAGCUACUGGAUCCGCCAUGCGAAGGGCCACGGUGGCCUGUGGCAAGAGUGCACCCAGGGCCUGUGCUCCAGCACCCCCUGCCAGCCCACGAUCUUGAUGGCCGGGUUGUGCAUGGUGCUGUCGGGGAGCUUCGGUGUGGUGGCCACGGUGAUGGGGUUGCGGCUUCUAUGUCGGGCGGAGGAGUCUCUGCGGGGCCAGCUUACAAGCGUCUUGCUCUUUGUCAGCGGUGAGCAGGCGGAGGGGCUGCUGCUGCUGAUGGCGCUGAUCAGCUACACAGUGGGGAGCUCGAGCAAGGACGACGCCUUCUUCUCCUGGUCCUAUUUUAUAGGGUGGCUGGCUUUACCCUUCUCUGUUCUCGCGGGCGGCUGCUUCCUGCUGGCGGACUUGAUCCUGCAGAGCUCGGUGGCCAUCAGCAGCUUCCCCGUGUGCCUCUGAGCGCAAUAAAGGCUCGGCUCGGA